Messenger RNA from Jatropha curcas, 2669 nucleotides. RefSeq lists its product as uncharacterized. Gene Ontology annotation, biological process: proteolysis. The record is from RefSeq and is a predicted model, not a curated record. Gene Ontology annotation, molecular function: oligopeptidase activity; serine-type endopeptidase activity. Gene Ontology annotation, cellular component: cytosol. Lineage: Eukaryota; Viridiplantae; Streptophyta; Magnoliopsida; Malpighiales; Euphorbiaceae.
GUCCUUGUUUGGCUACUGAAAGCCUUUCUAUGAUAUCCUUAAACGGCGUAAUAAUGUUAUCAUUUGCACGCAAUCCGCAUUGCUUUCGCUUUCUUUGUAGUAUUUCCGCCCCUUAUAUUGCGCGCCGCCUUCAAAAUCAAGUUGUAUCAAGGACGGCAAGUAUUCCUGUUUUCUUGUUUCCUUCGCUCAAGAGAACCUGCAAUAAAACUACUACUCGUCUCUCUCGGUCAACAAUGGGGUCGCUCUCUGCUAUUAACGGACCUCUUCAGUAUCCAAUUGCUCGGAGGGAUGAGUCCGUAGUCGAUGAUUACCACGGCGUUAAAGUCGCCGAUCCUUAUCGAUGGCUUGAAGAUCCGGAUGCCGAGGAAGUGAAAGACUUCGUGGAAAAACAGGUGAAAUUGACGGAAAGUGUGUUGAAGUCAUGCGACGUCAGAGAAAAGAUUCGCGAGAAAAUCACAAAGCUAUUUGAUCAUCCACGCUAUGACGCGCCGUUCAGACGAGGGGAUAAAUAUUUUUAUUUUCAUAACACCGGCCUUCAAGCACAAAACGUUCUCUACGUGCAGGAUAGUUUAGAUGGAGAGCCGGAGGUUUUACUUGAUCCCAAUGCGCUCAGUGAGGAUGGAACAGUCUCAUUGAACACGCUUUCGGUUAGUGAGGAUGCUAAGUAUUUGGCAUAUGGGCUUAGCUCGAGUGGGAGUGAUUGGGUGACGAUCAAAGUUAUGCGAGUUAACGAUAAGAAAGUCGAAGCGGACACGUUGUCUUGGGUUAAGUUUUCCGGUAUUGCUUGGACCCAUGACAGCAAAGGGUUUUUCUAUAGCCGUUAUCCACCUCCCAAGGAGGGAGAAAACUUGGAUGCCGGGACAGAGACUAAUUCUAAUCUUUAUCAUGAACUAUACUAUCAUUUCUUGGGUACGGAUCAAUCUGAAGAUAUACUAUGCUGGAAAGACCCUGAAAACCCCAAAUACAUGUUUUCAGCUGGUGUAACAGAAGAUGGAAAGUAUCUUCUCCUUUACAUUGAGGAGAGCUGUGAUCCUGUCAACAAAAUAUACUACUGUGAUAUGUCUAUAUUUCCUGAAGGCCUUGGAGGAUUCAGUGGAAAUGGCCUUCUCCCAUUUCUUAAGCUUGUAGAUAACUUUGAUGCACAAUAUCAUGCCAUUGCAAAUGAUGACACAUCGUUUACUUUUUUGACCAAUAAAGAUGCUCCCAAGUAUAAACUAGUCCGAGUAGAUUUGAAAGAGCCAAGUAUUUGGACUGAUGUUGUCUCAGAAGCUGAAAAAGAUGUCCUUGAAUCAGCAAGGGCUGUUAAUGGUAAUCAAAUGAUCUUGAGUUACUUGAGUGAUGUGAAAUAUGUUCUACAGGUAAGGGAUCUGAAAACAGGGUCACUGCUGCAUCAAUUGCCAAUUGACAUAGGCACAGUUAGUGGGAUAUCUGCACGGCGGAAGGAUAGCACAGUGUUUAUUGGGUUUACUAGUUUUCUUACUCCUGGUAUCAUAUAUCAAUGCAAUUUAGACACUCCAGUUCCAGAAAUGAAGAUAUUUCGUGAAAUUAGCGUUGCAGGAUUUGAUCGCACAGAGUUCCAUGUGGAUCAGGUCUUUGUUCCUAGCAAGGAUGGUGUUAAGAUACCAAUGUUUAUUGUGGCCAAGAAGAACAUAAAAUUGGAUGGAUCACACCCAUGCUUGUUAUAUGGAUAUGGUGGAUUUAACAUUAGUUUGACACCAUCAUUUAGUGUCAGUCGUAUUACACUGACUAGGCAUUUAGGUGCUGUUUACUGCAUUGCAAAUAUUCGAGGUGGUGGAGAAUAUGGCGAGGAAUGGCAUAAAGCAGGCUCACUUGCAAAAAAGCAGAACUGCUUCGAUGACUUCAUUUCUGCAGCUGAGUACCUAAUAUCUACUGGUUAUACCCAGCCGAGUAAGUUGUGCAUUGAAGGUGGAAGCAAUGGUGGGCUUCUUGUUGGGGCUUCUAUAAAUCAGAGACCAGAUCUUUUUGGUUGUGCUUUGGCCCAUGUUGGUGUUAUGGACAUGCUGCGGUUCCACAAGUUUACAAUAGGUCAUGCAUGGACUUCGGAUUACGGCUGUUCAGACAACAAGGAAGAGUUCCAUUGGCUAAUUAAGUAUUCACCACUACAUAAUGUGCGGAGACCAUGGGAACAGCAUCCUGAUCAACCUUGUCAGUACCCAGCCACCAUGCUACUGACAGCUGAUCACGACGAUCGAGUUGUACCAUUACAUUCGCUUAAGUUAUUGGCGACCAUGCAAUACGUUCUGUGCUCGAGCUUGGAAAACAGCCCGCAGACCAACCCAAUAAUUGGCCGCAUCGACUGUAAGGCUGGACAUGGAGCUGGGCGUCCAACACAAAAAUUGAUUGAUGAAGCUGCUGAUCGGUAUGGCUUCAUGGCAAAGGUGUUGGGUGCUGCUUGGACCGAGUAGCAGCUGACUCCUGUGACAAAUGUAGUUCGAAGCUCAAAAUACAUCUAAUGUUCACUUUCUCAAUUUUCCCCUUUUUAAUAAGGGAGAAAAAAAAAAGAAUUACGUUAUAGCAUUUUGCCCCCUUUCAAGCUAGAAUAGAAAUGAUUAAUAACGUUAUACCAAAGAUAACAUCUUCUCAGUUUUCGGCUAGAGUCAUGCCGCAUACCGUAAUUUAUAAAUCUGUUUAAGAUGGCAGUUCAUUUC